UCCAACAAUUGAGAUGCAAUGCUUGCUUAGUUUCAUUUGGAUAUGAUUCAUAUAUAAAACGAUAGGAUGAAAUUUAAAUUUAAAGCAGGAAUUUCUAUCCUUAACCCAAAUGAAAAGCCGUGUUAGGCGCCUUUUCCUUAGUUAACCUGUUUUUAGUUUCUCUCCCUCUUGGAAAACGCCUCCUUUCUCUUAUUUUCCCUCAACCUUCUCCUUCACCAAAAGCUUUCAACAACAUUUCAUUUCAAUUUCCAUCAUACUCUUUUAUGUUUGGCAACGCAAAAGAGAGAAAGAAGAAAAAGAAGAAGUAGAAGAGAAUACUACUAAAUGGCAUACAAGGUGGAUCAUGAAUACGAUUAUCUUUUCAAGAUUGUGUUGAUUGGGGAUUCAGGUGUUGGUAAAUCCAACAUUCUUUCCAGGUUUACUCGUAAUGACUUUUGCUUGGAUUCUAAGUCCACCAUUGGCGUGGAGUUUGCUACCAGGACUCUUCAGGUAGAAGGGAAGACAGUUAAAGCACAGAUAUGGGACACAGCUGGUCAAGAAAGGUACAGAGCCAUCACCAGUGCAUACUACAGAGGUGCAGUUGGUGCACUCUUGGUUUAUGACAUAACAAAGAGGCAAACAUUUGACAAUCUCCAAAGGUGGCUCCGUGAACUAAGGAACCAUGCAGAUUCCAACAUUGUGAUCAUAAUGGCUGGGAACAAGUCUGAUCUCAACCACCUGAGAGCAGUCCCAACGGAAGAUGGUCAGUUGUUGGCUGAGAAGGAAGCCAUUGCAUUCCUUGAGACUUCAGCAUUGGAAGCCUUGAAUGUGGAGAAAGCAUUUCAGACCAUUCUGCUUGAUGUCUACGAUAUUGUUUGCAAGAAAGCUUUGGCAGCACAGGCAGCAGCUAAAUCAACUGCACUUCAAGGAACUACAAUUAAUGUUGCAAAUCAGUCUGGUGAUAUGAACAACAGACCAUGUUGUUCUAAUUAGCAAGAUCCUGAUCUUGACAACAUUGAGAAAGAAGAGUCCAGAACUCCCAAAAAAGUUUCAUUUUUGGUCAUUUGACAAAGAAGGUACACGACCCUUUUCACCUUCUGUAAAAUACUCUCCCAAGAGGCCAUACUAGCAGGUUAAUAUUUCAUUACAAACAAUCAACAAUGAACAAAAGAACUGAUUAGGUAAAGAAGGUUCUCUCAAAUUUAAGACAGAUCUUAAACUUGAUUCAUUGAAUGGUAGGAAAUGUUAGGAAUUAUGGCAAUUAAGAAUGUACUUAUGUUGCAUUUUGAGAAAAUGUAUACAUGUUGUAGGAAAAUUGACAUGAAUUGCUGAAGUGUAAAAACUGUAAGGAAUCAUAUGAAUGAGUAUAAGUAAUUCCUUGGAAUGGGUACUUGUCCAUUCCUAUAUGUUUAACUUCGAGUGAUGUUGUAGUGUUUCUUAUUCUUAGUAGUCGUGUGUAUACAC
Manihot esculenta (cassava) is the source of this 1443-nucleotide messenger RNA. Its product is annotated as ras-related protein Rab2BV. Lineage: Eukaryota; Viridiplantae; Streptophyta; Magnoliopsida; Malpighiales; Euphorbiaceae. The transcript is spliced from 3 exons. Gene Ontology annotation, cellular component: endosome. The coding region runs from base 325 to 972 and encodes 215 amino acids. Gene Ontology annotation, molecular function: GTPase activity; GTP binding. The record is from RefSeq and is a predicted model, not a curated record.